GAAACUAUUCAUGUGUAAUUGUAAUACUUAUAGUGUGAAAAAAUAAUAAUUUAAUGAAAAUAACUAUAUAAUAAAAAUGGUUGCAAAAAUGGAGAAGUUUGCUGUAGAAAAAAUAACGGACACUAAAGUUAUAAAUGGUAUGAGGUAUUACCAAGUUGAAUGGUCCCGAAGUUGGGAACCAGAAGAUUUUUUAAUGGAUUGUCCAUCUCUUAUUAAAGACUUUUGGAAAAAUUACAAAGAAAGUGAGGUGAGUGAGAAAUGUCAAGAGAUUAAAGAAGAAGUUUCUCAAAAUGAUUAUGACUCAAUAUUUGAUUCUCAUAUGGCAUACCCUGGAUAUCCAGAAAACUGUAACUCUGGUUUAAUCGAUUCUGAAAAUGCUUUGUUUUCAUCUUUACAAAAUUUUCAUAGUGAUGAAAAUGUGUUUCAGGAUAUUUUAGAAGAGUGGAAAAGUACUAAAAUGGUAGAAUCAUCAACACUAAGUUCAAGUCCUCAUAAACUAAAGCGAAACAGUUCACAAGUUGACAGUGCCAAAGAAAGUGACGAUGAACCAAUUGCAAAGUCAUCACGGCGUUUAAAGCGCAAAGCUUGUGUAAGUGCAAUGGCUGUUAUUUCUUCACAACUAAAAACAGAUAGUGUGGAUGGCAAUGAUUCAGAUACAUCCUGGAAAGAAAGCGAUUCUGAGGAUUCGGGUAGUAAUGAAACUAGAGAUUCACAGGUGCUUUUAGAAGAAAACACUGAUCAAGCUGUAAAUAGUGUAGCAUCUUCGAAAGCAAAUGACAAUCAUAAUUGUGUUAGAAAAUUAAAUUCUGUCAAAGAGGCAUCAUCUGUUGCAUCAUUUCCUUUCAAACUUAAUCCGAGUUCUUCGGUUCAUUGUUCAUCUUCACCAACUGCAGUUACAAAAGUUAUUCAUGAUAAUUGUAGUAAGGCAAAUCUAUCAAAGUAUUCUACUCCUGAGAGUGUUGAUACUCUGCCGAUGAUUAAAGUUGAAGUGCAAUCACCGCUAAAGAUGAUGCAAUCACCAUUAAACUCGUGCAAUUAUUAUAGUUUUGAUCAAAAAGAGAAUGAAAUAAAUCUUUUUAAACCUGAAAAUCAGGUUUUUAACAAGAAAUCGGAUAAACUGUUAAUAGAAAAAUUAUUUGAAAUAUCAGAUUCAACAGUCGAAUUUUCAGAAUUACGUUCUAAAAUGCCAAAUCUUCAACUAAAUCAUUCAACAUCUAAUUUUAAUGACUCAAAUCAGGUUGGCAUACUUGAUCAAGUUACAACUCCAGAAGUUAUCAAAAGCAGCUGCAUUGUUAUAACAGACAGUUUAUCACCAGUAAAAGUAAAUGUUGUUAAAAAAUUAGUUGCUACACAACUAACACCCACCAGUUACUUCACAACCGGCACCGAUAGACCACCAACUACUUCAAUUGAAAUAAGUGAUGAAAAUAGAUGCGAUUAUAAUUCAACUUCUACUACUUUUUCACUUGCUAGUUCAUCAUUUAACACUGUUGUAUUUUCACCUGUUAGUUCUUCAUUGUCGACUGUUCUUUCAAAUAAUCUAACAUCUUCCAUGAGCUCAGAAACAUUUACUCCUGUUAGUUUUAUAACUUCAUCUUCAACUUGUUCCAUUAACCUAAAUACCCCUCCCUUGUCCUCCUUAAGGUUGAAUCCUUCAUCUUCAUCAAACUCAAAUAGUUUAACAUCCUGCUCCUUAAAUUCUUCCGCAUAUUCUAUUGUCAAUUCAUUAUCAACUACUUUACCAAAUAUCUCUCAGUCUUCCUUAAAUUCUAUUCUCUUUGCUCCUGUUAGUUGUUUGUGUCCUAGUGUCUUUCCCAAUACACUCACUUCUUCUUCUUUGAAUUCUGUUUUAUUUCCUCCUGUAAGUUCUUUAUGUUCAACUGUUUUUUCAAAUACUUCUGCUGUAUCAAAUCAACAAAGUUUAAAUUUCAGUCAAGAACAGUUUUCAUGUGAUCCCAGAUUGAAUAGGCAGAAUGAUUUAAGAGUUAACCAACUUAACCAAAGUUUGCAGAGUGAUGUCUCAUGUCUCGAUGUCUCAGCCGCACAUUUUUCCGAUAUGUCUGCUGCACAGUUUUCUGAUAUGUCAGCAGCAUUGAAACUACAACAGGCAAAAUUAUUACAAAUGCAACUGUUACAAACAAUGAAUGAAACAGCAACUAAUAUUCAACUAUUAAAUUCUACUAAUUUAUCAAAUAAUCUUCAAAAUCAAAUAACUGCUCCAAACAUCACACACUUAUUACAAAAUAUUCAAAACAUAAAUCUUUUUAACCAACAAAAUCCUUUUAUGUUUCAAAAUAUACCUCGUGUAAAUAUGAAUCUGCCUCAAAUGUCUUCAAUGCCUCAAACAAGAAAUCCGUUCAAUCAAAAUAAUUUUGAAAAUGCUCGUAAUCAGUUUCUUUUUCAGCGUCAAACGUUCCUUCAAAAUUCACGGCAUAUUGAUCAAAGCCGACUACCGUCAAGUCAAAAUUUUCAACUAAAUGUUAAUAGAUUAGGAACUAAUUCCUAUCCUAAAAUCGUUGAUUUUUUUAGUUCUCAAAACUCUAAUAUAAGUAAAGAUUGUGAACCAUUACGUCCCGUUAACAGUUUACCUUUACAGUUUAAAAAUAAUGCAUCGCAGGGAGUAAAUCAUAACAUAUCGUUGGAUGUUAAUCGUGUCACAUCAUCAGAUACUUGUAAUAACAAUAUAGUUUCCAGUCAUAACAUACCAAUGAGAUCAAAUUCAAGUAAUAGACUUUUCAACCCAAUAAACAAUAAUUUGCUAAAUAAUUUCACGCAAUCUAAAACAGUUGGGAAUAUUGAUUCCUUUAUGGGUCUCAACGUACAAAAUGUUGGGGUUUCCAGCGUACAAAACAGGUAUCCAGUUGAUGUAAAUUUGACAUUGCAAAAUAACAAUUUAUUUAACGAUACGACACGGAACGACUUAACGCGGUUUUCAGAUCGAACAAUUAACUUAGAAACUUUGCUGACAAGAAACUUGCAAGCAUCAAAUCAAAAUGGUAAAAAUACAUUACACUAUAUUGCAGAAUCGGCCGUUAAACGAAGUGUAGCUUCAAACUCACAAUUAGAAACAUUAGUUUCUUCAACUAGUUAUAAAUCUAACAACCAACCAUUGUCAGCAAGUUAUGGACAUCGCGAUAACUUAAAUCAAAUGCCUACUUCUGGAGCGCUGCAUUUAUUGCUUAACAAUGCGUCAUCGCAAAUUAAAACUGCAGUAUCUCAAUCUAAUCAAAAAGAAGUAGAUAAUCACCUAGCAACUUCAUUACCAAAACCUUCGAUCCAAUAUCGCUUUCAUCCUUUUUUAGUUAAGGAUAAAACUAAAGAAGUAAUAACCAUUGAAGAUGACUCAUUUGAAGAUAAUACCAGUAAUAAUAAGGAAAUUGAGUUAGUAAAUUUAAAAAAUGCGAUUAAAGAGCGUUUCUCAACACAGAGCUUGAUGGUUAUAGCAAACGACAUUACGGCUAUAGUUUCUGAGAAACGGAAAAGUUUGCACGAAACAUAUUGUCAAGUGAAGUUAGACCUUGAACAAGUCCAAGCUGAAAGAAAAAAAAAUUGUUCUGCACUCACCUUUAGAGAGGAAAGCUUAAAAAAAAGACUAAUAGAAAUAGUAAGCAAAGCCAAAAAUACAGGUUGCGAAGUAGUGCAAGAAGUUCUAAAAAAAGCUCUCUCCAAAAAGUUUAAUCUAAACGAGAUAGGAAGCAACUAUAGUACCGCUUUUAGCAUUUUACGUGAUUUAAUUGGCAGCUGGGGAUUUCCGAUAACAACUGAGUAUAUAAACAAAAAUCAUUUUGCCGACAAUUAUAUAUUUGAAUAUCCGAAAUAAUUUUAAUGUUUUAAAAUAUAAGAUUUUGAAAUAUUUCAAACGAAAUUUUAUUAAUUUAAAACAAAAUGUUUUUUUACUUGAGCCACGAGCCAUGUCAAGCGUGACCACAUUCACAUUUAGCGUGGCUCUACAUGCAUAAAAAACGAGACCACUGUUCCGUUUUUUGCUUUUGAGAUCUUAUUAAGUUGUGUAAUAUAUUGUAGUUAUAAUCAGAGUAAUAUAAUGUAGUUAUAAUAAUGUACUGAUAUUUUUAUACAUGUUCAAAGAAAAUUAAAA
Messenger RNA from Hydra vulgaris (swiftwater hydra), 4096 nucleotides. RefSeq lists its product as uncharacterized. The record is from RefSeq and is a predicted model, not a curated record. Lineage: Eukaryota; Metazoa; Cnidaria; Hydrozoa; Anthoathecata; Hydridae.